Messenger RNA from Piliocolobus tephrosceles (Ugandan red Colobus), 2357 nucleotides. RefSeq names its product olfactory receptor 5B12-like. Gene Ontology annotation, molecular function: G protein-coupled receptor activity; olfactory receptor activity. The record is from RefSeq and is a predicted model, not a curated record. Gene Ontology annotation, cellular component: membrane. Gene Ontology annotation, biological process: G protein-coupled receptor signaling pathway. The transcript has 4 exons. The coding region runs from base 778 to 1731 and encodes 317 amino acids. Lineage: Eukaryota; Metazoa; Chordata; Mammalia; Primates; Cercopithecidae.
UAUCAUAGCAGGAGAUGAGAUAACUGGAGAGUAGUAUGUAUGUUUCAACCAACACAACAAUUUUUUCUAUAGUUCAUUAUCUAGAACUAUUACAUGUCCCGCCUAGCUGGAAUGGGGCAUACACAUGUAGAAAAGUAGGUGGAUUGUUUGUGUACCACUAUUUUUGUGACCUAUCUAUGGAAAAUAUUAUAAAUAAUAAAUAUUAAUAUUUAACCUAUUGAACACCUGAUAUGUGGUAGAAAGUGUAUUGUGUUCUAUAAAUAUGUCAUGUGAUUAUCUUUUUGAAAAUCUUUCGUGAAUGACAAGAUAAUAUUUUCUUCUUCCUUACAGAAGGAAGCUGAAAUUGGAAAGGCUACAUUUCUUACUCAAAUUUGAGGUGAAGCAACCAUGGUGCACAGAACAAAUGUUUAACCAUGACACUCGCUUGUACUAAGAGAGAUGUGAUAAGUCUGCUUGGGAGUGUACUGUGGGCUCAGAAGCAACAGUGCAAACGAUGAAUCUGUGCAAAAGGAUGAAUCUGUCUCCUUUGUUGGAAAAGAAAAGCAUCCCCAGGCCAGAACUGUAGUGAUAAGGUAGACCAUGAAACCUGUUGACCAGUACCUGAGAGCAAGCUUCUCCAAACAUAUUAAUGCAAUAUUCCAUGGCUGAUUUUCUGAUUACAGACAAACUGUUCUGUAUUGACUGUUUCUGCUCUUCUAGCUGUAAGUUCUGGAGGUCGGAGGUCCAAAAUCAGCUUCACUAGGAUGAAAUCAAGGUACCUCUCAGGAUAAUUCCCAAAUGACUUUGAUGGAUAAUGUUUCAGAAGUGACAGAAUUCGUUCUCGUGGGGUUAACAGAUGUCCUAGAACUUCAGAUCCCUUUAUUUAUCAUCUUUACUCUCAUUUAUCUCAUCACUCUGGUUGGGAACUUUGGGAUGAUCAUGUUGAUUCUGUUGGACUCCCGGCUCCACACUCCCAUGUACUUUUUCCUCGGCAACCUCUCUAUGGUGGACUGUGUUUAUACCUCGGCUGUCACUCCCAAGGUAAUGCUGAAGUUUCUCACGGGAAAUAAGAUCAUAUCCUAUAAUGCAUGUGCCACCCAGAUGUUCUUCUUUGCAGCCUUUGCCACUAUUGAAAGUUUCCUCCUGGCCUCAAUGGCUUUUGACCGUCAUGCCGCGGUGUGUAAGCCCCUGCAUUAUACCACAACCAUGACAAAUACUAUGUGUGUCCUGCUAGUCACUGGCUCCUACAUCUGUGGACUCUUUCAAUCCUCCAUUCAUGUUACUUUUACUUUCCAUCUCUCCUUCUGUCAUUCUAAUGUGGUUAAUCACUUUUUCUGUGACAUUCCACCACUCUUAGCUCUUUCUUGCUCUGAUAUUUACACAAAUGAGAUUGUGCUCUUCGUAUUGGCAGCAUUUAACAUCUUUUUCACUCUCUUGAUCAUCUUGAACUCUUAUGUUUUUAUUUUUAUUGCUAUCCUAAGGAUGCAUUCAGUUGAGGGACAAAAGAAGGCCUUCUCCACCUGUGCCUAUCACCUCACUACUGUUUCCAUCUUCUAUGGAACAAUCACCUUUAUGUACUUACAGCCAAGAUCUAGUCAUUCCAUGGACACAGACAAAAUCUCAUCUGUGUUCUACACCAUGGUCAUCCCCAUGCUUAACCCUCUAGUCUAUUGUCUGAGGAACAAGGAAGUCAAGAGUGCAUUCAGGGUGGUUAUUGGAAAAGCAAAGUCUUCAUUGGGCUUAAGCCAUUAAUUAUAAAUUGUUUGCAAACCAUGUUGAAAUUUCACUGGAUCGCCAGUGUCUAAUAGUUUAUUUUCAUUAUUUCUUGUCUUUAAUUUUUCUGAGCACUUCCUUCACACAUGAGAUCUGUUCUAUUCAAAUUUUGGGAAUAUGAUUAGGUUAGAGAAAAUUUGGAUGUCUUUUACCAGAAAUAAAAUGCCACUUCUAUUUUAAUAUCAAAAUUAUAAUCCUAGAUAGUAUAGAAUUUAACACUACAUCACACUAUCAGUGUAAAGUGCUUUGCAGGUAAACCUCAUAGGUGUAUAAUACCAGAAUGGUAUUCUCAAUUCCUAGAAUUCAAAACAACCCCAUGAUUCUUGUACACAGCAAGGAGUCAUUGUUCUUAGAAACUAGUGCAGCUGUGAAUCACCCUGAGAGAUUAUCAAAAGACAGAAUCCUAGGAUCUAACCCAGAUAAUCUCAUUUAGGACAUCUGUGGUGAAUCCAGAAGUUCAUAGUAGUAUCUUCCACUAUCCACGUCUAUCUGGAUCCUGAGCUUAAAAAUUGCAAGAGUUCCAGUGGUGAAUUUGGAUAAUUAGGAAUACGGUAUAAUCUAAAUGUAUUUAGUUCCUGAAUUUCAAAGAUCAAAAACAGAGUUCA